Messenger RNA from Elgaria multicarinata webbii, 3547 nucleotides. It is a transcript of the gene MARVELD1, whose product is annotated as MARVEL domain containing 1. The transcript is spliced from 2 exons. Lineage: Eukaryota; Metazoa; Chordata; Lepidosauria; Squamata; Anguidae. Gene Ontology annotation, molecular function: structural constituent of myelin sheath. Bases 145 to 672 code for a protein of 175 amino acids. Gene Ontology annotation, biological process: myelination. The record is from RefSeq and is a predicted model, not a curated record. Gene Ontology annotation, cellular component: membrane.
GCCCCAGUGCAGGAAAGACCGUUAAGCUGCAGAUGUUUGGCAGCUGCAGACAGAGGAAGUACCUGGGAGGGAGGGGGUGAGCUUAGCUCGCCUGCUGAAGGCACUGGACCGGACAGGAGCGACCGGAGGCCCCAGCGUUCCAACAUGCCUCUUCCACCACCCCCUUCCUCACCGCCACCCCCUUGCCCAGCAUCUAGAGAUUCUCUGAGCCUGAACAGGCCCUUCCUGCGAAGUCCGUUGGGAAUACUGCGCCUAAUUCAGCUGGUGUUGGGUGCUGGCUGUUGGGUGACUUUGGCAUCGCACAGGUAUGAAGGAGCCACCUACUUUGCUGUCUUUGCGGCGGUCCUGGUCUGGCUGCUCACCUUGGCCCUCUUUGGGCUCAGCCUGUUGGGCCGCUGGGCUCUGGUGCCGGUGCUGGGGGCCCGCUGGCUCAUGACAAACCUCGUGCACGAUCUGCUAGUUGGGGUCAUUCUCUUCACUGCUGCUGGGGGCAUCAUGGGCCAGAAGGCACAUAAGUUGAGGUACUGCAACGUACCAGGCUACACCCGCCCCUGCAGUUACAGUGGCUACUUGACGGCCGCUGUCUUUGCAGCUUGCAGCGCCUUCUUAUACUUACUCUCAGGACUCUACUGCCUGGGCCGGCGUUUCCGGGGGCACCAUGAUAUCAACUGAAAGAUGCCAGACAACAGACAGAUGGACAGGGAUGGACAGACCCUUCUUCAAACAGCUGGACAAGGCUCACACACAUUCUCCUUACAGACUGCUCCUUACUCCAGACCUAUCAUUGGCUUCCUGAGGAUGGAGAGAUAAAAUGUCGCCUUUAUCUUGCUAGUACUGACGGAUGCUAUUGCUAAUUGACAUACUGACAUUUUCAUAUACAGAUGGAUACAUUCUUUCAUGACCCAGAAGCUAGAAAUGGUAAAUCCUUAAGAUGAAACCUUGGAGCCAAAUUGUGGGUAUUCACCAUCUGUUAUCUUCCUUCACUUGGCAAGUGGGUCUCUGUGGGUCUGGGAAAGUUUGGCCUGGUCUGUGAUUCCAGCAUAUGUGAACGGCAUAGCAAGCCUAUGGUAAUUCAGUAUUAUUCACAAUCUGCACAGGAGUAGAUUUUACUUAGCUUGUAGUCCUUGCCCAUUUGUUUUUAUACCAUCUACAUAAGAUCUCACCCACUCACACUGAAUUAAUUAAUGUUUAGUAAUUUUGAAUAUUCAUCCUUCGAGGUGCUCCAUUAUGUAUAUUAUUAAUAUUAUCCUAUUUCGGGACUUAUAAACAAGAUCUUAAAAACCAUCCCCACAGGCUUCCGUGACAUUUUGGGGGGGUGGGGGCAAUGGUAUUUUGUUUUUUGUUCAGAUAUUUAUAAAUUAUGGUUUCUUUUUAAACUUUUGCCAUUUAUAGAUACAACCCUGAUAUAGACAUUACAGCAUAGCAUAGCAUUAGUUUAGUAAUCAGUUCUUAGUUUACAAAAAUAGAGGUAUCAAGACUCAUGCUAUUGGGAACUUGCAUUUUCCAACCUAGAAGACCUACUUUUAACCCCAGGUGUUGGCCAGGGGGUAUGCCUAGUAAAAUAAGAGAGAGAUACACUUUCCAUAUGCUCAGAGAUUAGUAAAUUACUAUUUAAUAUGUCCCAGAGAUAAGCACUGACACCAAAAUGGGAUUUCAGAGCUGAACUUGUGGUUUACAAUUCUGAGCUCUAGCAAGCCUCCAAAUUAAGCCCUCUGAUCAUAAAUGUUUGACUUUUGAUCAUAAAUGUUGCUCUCAUUACUCCUUGUAUUAACAAAUGCUUGACUGUCCUGAAAUCUCACUGGGCCAUUGCCUCAUAUGACAACAAGCUGCCCCACUAGCCAAACCAUUAUAAACAGUAGGGAACAUUGGAGCCCUCUGCAGGAUGUGUGGUGGUGGGACAGAGAGAGAGAGAGUGAGCAGGGGGCCCUUGUGGAAAUGGCAAAGAUAUGCCCGUGGUCAGCUGAGGACAGAAUUGGAACCAGAGUGGAUCCAAGAUUUGCAUUCACCCUGGUUCGGUCCUUAUUGCAUUGGAACCCAGUCCUGAUAUAUAGUAGGGUAUCGUUAAUAGACAGGUAUUUCAGAAUUAAGAAUCUCUGGGGUCCCUAAAAAUACCCAAGAUCAGGCUAUAAAGAAGACAUCUUACUGGCAGGGGAUAGAGCUACAUUCUAGAUUCCAGGCUGUGGUUAGCACCUUUUAUGGUAGGGCCAUGUAUCCUUCUGCCCCUGCAAUUAGGGAUAAGUGCCCGGUUUAUUCUGCAUGAAGCACUUAAGAUAAAUCCCACCCUUUGGAAGAACAUGGGAAGAGAAACUCUGGACAAAAACGUGCAAAUGGGCACUGCAGUUGCAAUGUUGACACUGUAGGAAAUUUCUCUCAAAUGAGGUGUUUAACUCCAAAGGGGAGGGGGGGGAAUCAUCCAAGCAACAAAAAAGAAAACUUAAAUUGUAUGGAAAACACCUGAGAGGGUCAGGGGCCAAAGUGGCUAAAUUCCCCAGUGCCUAGCAGGGAAGCAGGAUCCAGUGCUAUCUGGUACUACACCAGAAUAUCUUGUGACUAGGUGUGAUAGUUUUAGAAUGUGACACCUGUAGAUAUUCAAAGAUUGGAGCCAGGGUCAAUAACCCAUUCAGACCAGUUGCUGAAGGCUUUGUUACGCUCAUGCAUACAUUAGAUUUUACCGCUGCCACGCCGGAGGUGGACAGUGCCUCUGAAAUACAGAAGUGCCACCUCUCCAAACUUCUACUGUCGAAUCAUGCCAGACUCCCUGAGCAGCUACCAUGACUUCCUUUGGCCAAGAUGCAACAGCUAAAGUGCCUCCUGUACCAAUCAUUUUCAAAUGGUGGAGAGGGCUCAUUCUUGUGGGAGUCUCCCUCUCUCAUCAGCAGGGGACCCUAUUCCAGCACCUCCAGAUGGGAAGCCCAUUUCCACCUGCCCUUUUGCUCAUGACACAAUAGGAGUUUCAACAAAAAACCAUCUACCUUCAGCUUCUGGACGUGCCUGAAACUGUUCUUAAUGCAAACGAUGCUCUCAACCAUUUUCAUUUUCGGUAUUGUGUUCUGCCAAGGGUAACUGAGCCGCUCCAAUUUGGAGUAUGGAGGAACUGCUCUAUGCCAAUUGCUUUGAAAGAAAUCCACCCCUCUUCCUGGGUCGGCCAGAGUACAUCCUACGGCCAGGACAUGAGCCUGCUGCAAAGACCUGUGCCCAGGGGAGUCAAUGACACUGCGUCAACCUGGAGGUGGUGAAGACAUUGCUCUGCUUGGAGUCCUGAGCCUCAAACAUGCUGAAAGCCAGGAGCCAUCUGUCUCCAUACUGAGGGCUCCCCAUCCAGCAGCUAGUGGAAGCCCCCAUCUUCUUGUUUGGGGAGGGAAGGGGAGGCAGGGGCUUUGCAACUUCCCUUCUAGCAACUGCUGGUGUGCCUUGUGUGUCUCCAGCCCUGCACAUGGCAACAUGGAGGACAUUUGGGAAAUGGCUGUGACAUCCAUUCGGUUUUGAGUAUCUCAUGACAUGGUAUGCUACUCUGGGAAAGGAAAUCCGGGCCAAGGCUUUCUCGGGG